Messenger RNA from Vanessa atalanta (red admiral), 2608 nucleotides. It is a transcript of the gene drn, whose product is annotated as AN1-type zinc finger protein 6. Bases 498 to 1028 code for a protein of 176 amino acids. The record is from RefSeq and is a predicted model, not a curated record. The transcript is spliced from 5 exons. Gene Ontology annotation, molecular function: zinc ion binding; DNA binding. NCBI's taxonomy places the organism in Eukaryota, Metazoa, Arthropoda, Insecta, Lepidoptera, Nymphalidae.
CCGCUGCUCGCUCUCUUACUUGGCUAGAGCUCAGUUUGUGUAAUUACGCCGUGCGCGUCGGAGCUCGUUGACACGAGGCCGACACUUACGACUGUCGUACUUUAAUAUCUUUAUAAUAUCAGGUGCGAUCCAUGCACGCUUCUUAUCUAGUCCGAAGAUAGUGCAAAUUACUGCGUCGUUCCGAGGAAACGUGUUGUGUUUUUUUUUGUGAUUGUGAAGCGCCCGCGAGCGUAGUUUCAACGUGGCCAUGGGAUUGUGUUCUUGCAUGAAGGGCCCUUUACGAUCCUGACACAGAAAGAAGUAGCAGCUCGACGGCUAAAAGAGCCGCUGACCGCAUACACUGCGAGCCAGAAAUAUCUACGCCUGAAUUAUAACGUCUCCAAGUGCAUUGUACUGUGAUUACUGUGAACUUUGUGUUAAAAACAAGUGCAAUAUACUGAUAGUGCAAUCGUACUCUUGACUUUUGUUAUCGUUAAAAGUGAAAUUACCGUGGAACUAUGGAGCGAGAGUCGAAUCCCAUGGAGGCUCUGUGCCGUUCAGGCUGCGGGUUUUACGGAAAUCCCUCUACAGACGGACUAUGUUCAGUUUGCUUUAAGGAAGCGUUAAAAAAGAAGCAGCAGCCGCCAGCGACGACGCCGUCAGCAGUGUCGACGUCGUUCGUGGCCGCGCCCACGCCGCUCGCGGCCGCCGCGCCUACCGUGCCCGCUCUGCCCGCGCAGCCGCAGCAACACACAGACAAAUUGGAAGAAGACAGCGGGGCCGGCACGAGCGGCGCCAGCACCGGCGCCUCGGACACCGACGCCGACGACAAGGAUCCCAGCAAGGAUAAAAAGAAAAAGAACAGAUGCGCCGUUUGCCGCAAGAAGGUUGGCCUCACAGGGUUCGAGUGCCGCUGCGGGGGGCUGUUCUGCGCCGUGCACCGGUACAGCGACAAGCACGAGUGCUCGUUCGACUACCGGGAGCUGGGCGCGCAGGAGAUCCGCCGCAACAACCCCGUCGUGGUGUCGCAGAAGAUACACAAGAUAUGAGCCGCCCGCCCCGCCCGCCUCCGCCGCCGAUCGACCGACACUUUACUUUAUCAUUUCUACAAUUUAUUUUUGAAACGGGAAAUAUGUAAACGUGUCGCGGUCGUCGAGCGCCGGCGGCCCCUCACAUACUUCGAUUUACUCUGUACGAACUCCGGAUCGAGCCUGCGAGUCGCCGGCGGCGCCGACUGCCGCGGGCGGAGGCGGGGGCUCGAUCCGUUUUAUGUUUAGAUUAAUUUGUGGUGAGAACUUUGCUUUUAAAGGAGAUUGGGCAAUUGUAGCUCCGCGUGGCGCCGGUAGAUGAACGCGAAGGAUGCGGUUCCCGAAGCGGUGGCGAGUAGAGGCUAGUUUUAUUUUGAACGUUCCAUAGUUAGGGCAUCUUGUAUAAAUACUAGUUUUAACUGAAUCUUUUAAAUCUUAUUUACAAAAAAAAAACUUUUCUUAAAUAAUGUUUAUAAUAUCAUAUAAUAAAUAAAAUUGAUUUUCACCUAACGAGUUUAAUGUCUUAUUCUUAUCAACACUACUUUCAUACAUCUAAGAAGUUCAUUCGACAUCAUGAGCGUCACCUGCGGCGUCGACGGGACAGGACUCGAUGCAAUUUGCUCAAUCUCGUUUUAUUAAAUUUGUAGAUAAUGUUCGUUUUUUGGGUAGGAAUUUCAUGAUUAAUUUUUGAUAUAAUAAGUAGAGUUCUGAAUAUGUCCAUUCACCUCCAUUGUAAAUAUUAGAUAUAAUUAAUUAUAGAAACAAAUCCUAUAUAUUGUAAAAAAGUAAAACUCCAAAAAAAGCUACAUUGUUACGAUUCCAACGGAGAGCGUAGCGCGCUUCACAAUAUCGAGAUAACAAUCGUAAGCUGACGCUCAACGAGUGGGAGUGGCUCGUCCCUCCGUGUUAUAUUUGCCUAGUUGUAAAUUGUACAGAUGUUACGCUGCUCACUUGACUCGUGCGGCGCUCGCGCACACUCUGGACAUACGAGUACAUCCUCUUCAAAUUGUUAGUACUUUCGUUUCGGUUUGGGAAAUCGUCGCUUUUCUGUCUAACAUUCGGCGUAAGUGACCUAGAGUUAGCGAGACUGGUGUGUGUCGGCACGCGACGGGCCCUGCGGCGCGGCGCGACUGACGCGCGCGAGUCGCGUCGCGUCGUGUCGCGUCGCGUCGCAGCGACCGUCCGUUCCGCUCUUUGUGUGAAAAUUUAAAGUAAGCGAUAGUUAUACAUUUAUAAGUAGUGGACACUUUAUAUUAUUACACAUUAUAUAAGUAGGAAAGAAUUAUUUAGCUUUUUCUUUUAAUCACAAUAUUAUUCAAAAUUGUAAGUUGUAUUAUGUAACUCGUUCAUUUUAGUGGUGAUUUUAAAAAGAUAAUACUGUACUGCUACGGUCGUCGUCCACGGUAGACUAACUGAUUGGUUGGACUUAAUUAUUUAAUGACUUUUGUUGUAUAUUUUGUUAGGUCAUUGAUUAAUUUUUGUCUUUUUGCUUGAACAUAAUCAGAUAAAGAUGAUGUUAAUAAUGAAUGAUUUUUUCUUCUAUCUUGCUGUUUUAAUUUAGUUAUUCUUCUAUUAAAGUCAUUAAAUUUCCAGGAACAUAA